Centropristis striata (black sea bass) is the source of this 9300-nucleotide messenger RNA. RefSeq names its product CDK5 regulatory subunit associated protein 2 (gene cdk5rap2). Gene Ontology annotation, cellular component: microtubule organizing center. The transcript has 51 exons. Lineage: Eukaryota; Metazoa; Chordata; Actinopteri; Perciformes; Serranidae. Bases 131 to 8899 code for a protein of 2922 amino acids. The record is from RefSeq and is a predicted model, not a curated record.
UUACCAUAUCAUGAUGGCGGUAGCCUGGACUAUUUUGAAUUCCGUCCCGCUUUUCGAAGUUUACCUUCGGUGUUGUCUUUAAAAUGUCUUAUUAUUCUGGUUAUAACACAAGAUAAAGCGAGCCUAUAUCAUGGAUUCCGUCGUAGGGGCCGAUUUGACGCUCCCCGUGGACAUCAACGGAAGCUGCCGACUGCCAGACUCCUUAGAUGCGGGAGAAUUUUCCUCAGACAGUAUGACAGCUCCAUCCUUCCCUGACAAGAUGUCCCCAAUCAAAGCUCUCACCAUGAAGGACUAUGAGAAUCAAAUCACAGCUCUGAAGAAAGAGAACUUUAACCUGAAGCUGCGCAUCUACUUCAUGGAGGAGCGCAUGCAGCAGAAAUGUGACGACUCCACUGAGGACAUUUUCAAAACGAACAUUGAGCUGAAGGUAGAGUUGGAGUCUAUGAAGAGAGACCUAGCUGAGAAACAAGAGCUGCUCGUGUCUGCAUCGAAAGCGUUGGAGAGUCUGGCUGGUCGGGAAUCAGGAGAACCCCAGCGUAUGAGAGAGCAAGCGCAGAGAGACAUGGAUGCACUUCGAGAAGCAUUUCACAAGAGGAUAGCUGACCUAGAACAGUGUCUGCGAACGGCAGAGGAAGAGGUUGACAAGAUGGCAGCCAUCGCUGAGCAGGAAAAGUUAAAGAAUAUAAACAUGGAGAAGCAGAUUCAAGCCCUGGGUCCAACAAGCACCUUUACCCCUGUCCCCCACCCAGUUCAGGACCUGCAGCAGGCCCUGCAGGAAAAAGACAAUAUAAUUGAACAACUGAAGAUCACUUUAAAGAACCAGGAAGCUGAGAUUCAUCAGAAGAAAAGUGCAGACAGGGAGACAGAUGCACCAUCAACUGACUCUAUAAAACAACUAUCUGAUGCCAUUGCCAAGAAAGAUCAGGAGUUAGAGGCACUGAGGGACGAGUUACACAGAGGGAAGGACAGAACAACACCAGACCAUCAGAAGCAGAAUGAGGUUAGCCGAUUGGAGUCCUGCAAUAAGCUGCUGACCGAAGAGCUUGCCCAGACGAAAAGCACCAAUGCGAACCUGAGUAAAACACUGGAGGAUACUGAGAAUCAAAUAAAGAUGCUGUUAGUGAAGCUGGAGGAGAAGGAGAAUGAACUCAACUCUGAAAAGAAAAAUGGACUAAAGCGAGACAAAACUAUCCAGGGGCUUACACAGGUCUUCAAGGAAAAGGAAACAGAGAUCGCAGAGCUGUGUCAUGAGAUCGAGGACCGGGAUGACGCUUUGGCCAAGGCCAGAGAGGCAGCACAUAAAGCCCAACUGCAGAAAUACCAGGGAGCAGAGGAGCACCAAAAUCUGUUAAUGGCAAAGCAAACGGAGCUAGCCCAACUCCAGGGGGAACACCAUGUGAAAGUGCUUGAAGCCCAAAAGCUACAGCGCGGCCUGGAGAGGAAGGAGCAAGAGCUGGCUGAUUUACAGCAAGCAAAGGAUCAGCUAGAGGUAGAACUAGAGGACCUACAACAGCAGAAGAAGAAGGGAGACAAGGCCCUGAAUGAUCUAAACAAUCAGCUCAAAAAGCUGAGUGGUGAGAUAGGGGACAGGGAGAGCACUCUGGAGCAGCAGUACCAGGAGCUGCUGGAUCAAACCAAAAGAAAAGUGCAAGCCCAUGAGGUCACCAUCCAGCGGCUCACAACCACACUGGCAGAUAAAGAGCAGCAGCUACAGGAGUACAUAAACAUGGUCAGAGACUUUGAGCAAAGCAAAAGUCCAGGAGGAAACGAUAAUGUGCUAUCCAAGCUGCGGCAAAGGCUGAAAGAAAAGGAGAAAGCCCUGGAGGAAGCGCUGGAUGAGAAGUUUGCUGCCAUUGAGGAGAAAGACAAUGAGAUACACCAGCUGCAGCUGUCUCUAAGAGAGAAGGAGAGAGACCUGGACAGGCUCAAUAACUUGCUCUCUCACAACGACGAAACCCUAAAUAGUUUUGACAGUCUGAUUAAAGAGAAGGAUGUGGAGCUGCAGCAUCUUGCAAAUACUCUAAAGAACCUGCAGAGAGCCAAGCAAGAUGUAGAAGAUAACUUGAACAGAUCACUGAGGGAGAAGGACUCCAUCAUCAGCCAGCUACAGCUCUCACUGGAGCGCAAGACAAAGGAUAUGGAGGAAAUGGCCGAAUCAAUUCUGAGCCAGUCACAGACUCAUGAACGUGACCUCGCUGAACAGAUGGGUCAGAGGUUAAAGGUCGCAGAGGCUAUGUUGGCUGAGGCUAUGAAGGCCAGGGAAAGGCUGGUGGCAGACAAUGACAGCGCUGUGGAAGGACUGCUGGCUACAAUCAGCAGCAAAGACCAGCUAAUUAAGGAGUCUGCAGAGCAUUACAACCGCAUGCUGUCUGAGCGCACCCAAGAGAUUCAGGAACUGAGGAGGCAGCUGUCUGACAGGCAGCAGCAGCUCGCCACCGCUGAGAAGCAAAGCUCUACAACGGCCCAGGAGGGUUAUUUAGAGACUGCAGAGCUCAAAACCCUGCUUGCUGAAAAAGACAGUCUCAUCAAUAAGCUUCUGCAACGUGGUCAGGAGAGGGACCAGUUUCUGGCAGAGAUGAGGCAGAAGGAGGGGUCGGAUCAUGUGUUGGAGCUCAGACAAACUAUCCAGAUCAUGCAGGAGAAGUUGGACGAGAGGGAAGCUGAGCUGUCCAGGAGGAAUAGUGAGGAUACUGUGGAGAACGUUUCCUUCUCCAAGAAGACAGUCGUUGUCCUGAAGAAGGAGCUAGCACAGAAAACCGAGGCACUGAAUAAAGCACUGAAGAGGGAAAAUGAACUGAAGAUUUCCCUGGCAGAGCUGCAGUCAUUGCUAUCUGAGCUGGAGGGUCGCAAUGAAGGUCAGGCUGCUAAUAUCGAGUCCCUGACUGCCACUCUGAAAACCAAGGAUGAGAUUAUCGAUGUUCUCCACCAGCGCCUCGGUCAGAGAGGGGAUAGUCGGGCUGAUCACACCCAGGAUCAGGUCAUCGGCUCUGCCAUGGAGAGGUCACUCCCAGGACUCCCGCAGAGGGAGAGAACCAUGAUCGGUGGAGAUAGCCAGCAAGAAACGUUGCCUAACCUAAUAGCCUUGCAACAGGAGCAUGAUGCUCUGAACAAAGCACUGAGAGCCGAACAGCAGCUCUACUCCAGCCUGGUCAGGACUGUAAAGGAGCAGGACAGCGCCCAGCGUCUCCACGCACUGCAGCUGGAGCUGACAGCAGUGCAGCUCCUCAGGCAGCAGCUGGAGGAGAGUAUCAAAACUAAUGAGGAGCUGAGGGACGACUUGGAGAGGGAGAUACACAGAGCCAAACUCAGAGAAGGUAUGGACCUGAUUGAUCCUAAAGAGUUGGAGAGCAUGAGACAUCAGCUUGAAGAUGCACAGCGCUGGAACACGUCCCUGCAGGCUCGUUUAGGAGCCAUCCAGAACCGUGGGGGAGGGGUUGGUGGCGCCACUGAUGGCGAAACUUUGAGUUUCAUUGGAGAUCAGACUUCCUACAUGAGUAUCUGUGUGGGAGAGGGACAGGAUGACAGCUUGUCUCUACUCUCAGCACAAGAGCUCAGGCAGAAGGUGCUGGAGCUGCAGGAUUGUGUGAGCAGACUGCAGACCAUAAACAACGAGCUGCAGAACCGCCUGUCGCUAUUGGAGAAGUCGGACCAUGACGCUUACAACAAAGAAGACAAAGAUGUGUCUAGCAGAAGCCACUUGAAACAGCAGCUUGAGAAGACACAUGAGAUGCGGCCUGUGGCUCACAGCAGCAGGACGCAUCACUCUGGUCAGGAUAAAGAGACUCAGACAGACAUCAAACUAGGACAGAUGGUGUCUGGAAAGCUGUUGGGUGAUAUGAGUUUGGACAGUGGCCUUGGUCAGAGUAGAGAACAUGCUCAGUCUGACAACGACACCUUGGACACAGGAAAUUCCAAGCAGUGGAACACAGAUACAAAGGCACUUAAAUCCCUGCUGACUCAUUGUGGAGCCACAUCAGUCUCACACCUAAGAGACGAGCUGCUCAGACUUCGAUCAGAAAACGUGAAACUGCGGGGUCUCCUGAAAGAACAGAAAUCUAGUGAGUGUAAAGAGAAAGAGAGCACAGACGCCUCAGGGAACAGCAGUGAUGGACAGGCUGAAUUGAGAAGGAGUCUGGAAGCACUGCAGGCCGAGUCAAAAGCUCACCCCAAGGUCACCAGUCCGUUGAAGGAAAAGGGAGAGAAGAGCUCUGACGAGGUGUCGGAUGGGAAGUCUCCUGUCACCACUGAACUAAUUGUCAGCACCACAGGGGGGAUGGAGAGUCCACAAACUAAAGGCCAGUCACACAGCAGGAGUGUAAAGCAGCAUGUCGCAAGGCAUGGGGCUGGUGUCAAAUCUCGCCUCCCCAUCCCUGUGAGGCUCCGAGUGGAGGCUGGCAGCAGCAGGCAGUCUGUGAACUCUGACCAUUUCAAAACUGAUGCACUUCUGCACCUUCAUUUGGAUGGUGUAUAUGAGUCGGACCAGCAACUGCAUGCAGACUCUGACUCCCCCAUGUCACCCCAGCACAGCACUUCCCCAUCUUCCAUGCUCAGAUAUGCACAUCAUACUGGCAGUCCAGUAGGGUCAGAAAAAGGCUCUGAAGCUGGAACAGCGUUGGAUCACGACCGGCCCGACUCUGCGCUUUUCACUCAGCUGGAGCUUCUCCACCAGGAGUGUCAGGAGAAAGAGGCCCUGAUCAACAAGCUAAGUGAGCAGCUAGCUGAUUGGGAAGAGCUCCACGCUCAGCUCCGGGAAAAGGAGCGGCUCAAUCGCCAGUACGUGGAGGCCUUACAGGCUGCAGAAUCCACCAUCGCUUACCUGACUGCCUGCAGUCUAGACAGUCAGGGAGGAUUUGGGUCGCACACCAGUCAGUGCACAGGUUCUGGCUCUGUGGUUUCAGAUUCUGCCCUUUUCAUCCGAUGCAUAGAGCUGCAAAAAGCCCUACAGUGGAAGGAGGAGCUCAACAACGAGCUUGUAGAGCUUCUGAACAUGGCAGAGAAAACCAUCGCCUCCAUUGAGAGCCAGGACAGAAAUCCAGAAAUCAGUGAUUUAUAUUUGAAGAUAGAGUCGGCCUUGCAGCAGGUGAACGCAUCUUCAAAUCAGCAGAGCCCAAGAGGUGUUUUUGGAGGCACAGACGACUCCAUGCAGGAGUUGCAACGUCACACAGACUCUUUGCAGGAAGCAUUGUGGCACCAGAAUAGACUCAAUGCAGAGCUGCAGGAAAAACUUAAUGAAAAGGAGUCAAAGGAACAUCAACUGGGAAUGGGAGCUUCUGAUAAUGUCAGUUCAAAUCAGGCGAUGAUCAAAGUUCUGAUGAAUUGCCUUAGUGCAGCAGAGUCUGCUGUUUCCUCUCUGGCUGUGCACUGUUCAAAUACCAGCUCCUUGGCUUCUGGUAGAUCAUCACAGAUCAGCCCUGACCUGCAGAUACAUUUGGAGAAACUUCAGAGAGCCCUGCAAGAGAGGAAGGAACUGGGAGAACCCACCCAGCCAACCACCAAAUCCACCAGCAAUCAGUCUGCAGCUUCACCUGGAACAAAGGGACAGCUCCACCAAGAGCUCCAUAACAACCUCUGCCGCCUCUACAAGGCCUUCUGCGAUCAGUAUCAGAGACUCUCUGAACUGCAAGCUGCACUACAGGGGGAUAGGGGCUGCAGAGAGGAGACGGAGAUACACAGGACAGUGCAGGAUGUCAAGGGAUUACCACCGAGUGUUCAGGUCCAACUGGAGACUCUCCAUAAGGCACUGAGAGAAAAGAAGAAGGCAUGUAAAAGCCUGGAGGAGAAACUGGCCACUGCUCUUACCUCCCCUGAAACUGCACGCAGAGCUCUGGAGCAGGAUGACAAAGGCGUGCAGGUGGAUUUGCAGGACCUGGGUUACGAAACCAGUGGCAAGAGUGAGAACGAUAGGGAAGAGAGCAGUAGCACAGAUCUAGAGGUUGGUGUGAACCCUAGCUGCAGCGCCUCUAGCCUGCCUUCCCAACACGAGCAGGCCACCUUCUCCUCCACUGAAAACCUGGACUCAACCUCCAGCACCCCGUACCCUAGCUCCCCAGCUCUCAGCUCGGCCAAGGUCAGUUUGAAAAGCCUGCAGGUCUAUGAUGAGUACGGUGUUUCAAAGGACCCUCUGCAGCUUCAGGGACAAGUCAGAGAGCUCAAGGUCCAGCUGGAAACCCAGACCAAACUUAUCCUCCAAAUGCAAAGUCUUCUGCAUAGAAGCUCUCUCUCCAGUGACCUUGUUGCCAACAGCUCUGAUGCCUCAGCUUUAAGGGAUCAAGAAGGGACACAGCAAGGAGACCAGAGUCAAGAUAGGAGCUACAGAAAUGGGCAGCUAAGGGAGAAAAAGGAGGGGGAGAACCAGGCGAUGAAGGAUAAAACCAGCCGCCUGAACAUGGAAGCGGAGAGGACGCUGAACAGAAGCACGAAUGAACAGCUGCAGCAGAGCCGCAGCCGCUCCGCGUCACCUGCAAGACUGGACUCCCUGGUGCAGUCUCAGGCCAGGGAGCUGUCACAACUGAGGCAGCAGAUCAAGGAGAGCCGCAGGCUGGGAGCCCUGCAGCGUCGGCAGCUGGAUGAGCUGAGCAAGGCCUUCAAGGAGCUGCUGCAGGCCGGUGAAGUCGACUACUACAAGGGGGAGGCGGUCAAAGAGCAGCUGGAGAAGAGCCUGAGCAUCCUGGAGAGGCUGGAGGGACGGCUGGACAAAGGAGAGUCUCGUCUGGAUAAUGAGGAAGUGGGGGCCCUGGAACUGUCUCGCAGGUUGGCGAAAGAGCUACAGGAGAAGAACCGUCUGAUCCAGAGUCUGCAGAGCCAGAUCAGAGGCCAAAGUCCCAGCAGCCACCACAGCUCUCACUCUGAACUGUACCACUCAGACAGGACCUCCUCCUCCUGCCACAGCAGCCCGACCACACAAAGUGGCAAUCGAGCUCACAGCCAGCGACACCCCUCUGAUUGGACAGGAGCAGCUGUCCCUCCUGUAGGAGGAGCUCAGGAGGACGGUGUAUCUGUUCACAGGGAUGCUGCCAGCAGACUGCAGGGCCUGCAGAGGGAGAACAAGCGACUGCAGGAUCAGCUGAGGGGCAGCGAGGAGCUCAACACCACCCUGCGCACUGAACUGGACCUACAUCGAUCAAUUAUGGCUCAGACCAGCUCCCACCAUCAGGAACAAGAUCACGACCACGACCAGGAGGGAUCAGGGCCUCAGACGGAUACACCUAAACCAGAUGGAGUCAUUGACUCACAGAAGAACGCUGCUGAACAGCCUCGCACAAUGAAUUCAGACUUGCUGGCAGAACAUCUGCAGGAGAUCCGAGCGUUGCGACAGCGACUGGAGGAGAGCAUCCGCACCAACGACCGUCUCCGGGAGCAGCUGGAGAAGAGACUAGCGGAGGUGGAGAAAGACCCAGCAGCCACCAACAUCUUCAUCCACGGCAACGAGGAGCAGAGUCAGCUGGCCAAUGAGGUGCGGUUCCUCUGGGGACAAAACCAAGCCCUGAAGGAACAGCUCAGCCUGGGCUCUCGAGACAAGCAGAAGGAGAACGAGAAGCUACGGGAGACUCUGGCCAGGCGGACGGCCAAACUGGAGCAGAGCAGACGGGAGUGUGAAGCUCUGAGGCAAGAAAACAACCGACUGCAGGAGAGGCUGGAGCACUGCAGCCAAGAAAACUCCCAGCUACAGGAGACACUGCACUACAGCAAGGAGGAGCUGCACAGGUUUCAGUGUGAGGUGAAGCUCCAAAGGCAGCAGCUGUCGGACUCCCAGCAUCUUCUGCAGUCACUGCGGGUGGAGCUGCAAGUUUAUGAAAAGAUCAAGACCGAAGCUCACAAACACAACGAAUCCAGUGAGGUGACCCUGGAGCCUGUCUCCGCCCCGUCCUCCGGCUCAGUGGACCUGAGCGAGCUGCUGGUGGAGAUCCGACACCUGCGACUGCAGCUGGAGAGGAGCAUCCAGACCAACACGGCACUGCGGCAGAAACUGGAGGAGCAGCUGCUCCGAGGACCCAACCGCCCUGAAACCAUCAACAUUAACUACCUGCUGUCCUCUCCAGAUGAAGGAGGCAGGUCACCGGGUCGUGAAGGCUGCGAUCUUCUCCGUCACAACGAACACAUCAGUGUCUUUCAUGAUGAGAAACGUCGUCCUCACUCAGAGAUGGACGGUGGGUCAUUUAGCAGCAGCUCUGGCGAAAGUGUCACUCCCUCUCGUUUGGUGCCGGGACACCGGAUGUGGGCCAAUCGCAAUGGCCGCCAUAUUUUGGGUCUGAUUGAGGACUAUAACGCCCUCCGAAAACAAAUCUCAGAGGGGCGUAAGCUGUCGCGCAGCAUGGAGGCACAACUGCAGGAGAACCUGCACACGCUCAAACAGCAGGGCUCUGACAACAAGGUGAUGGAACAGCAGCACCUGAAGAGUUUAUCCGGCAGCGUGAACACCAUGCAGCACGUGUUAGAGGAGGCUGGUCGACUGCUCAAACUGGUGUGGAGAGUCUCUCUGCCAGCCGGUCUCACAGCAGGGGACGGCAGCAACAACCAGCAGGAUGAGCUGCUGAAAAAUGAAAUAGCCAGACUGAAGAGCAGGCUGUCGCAGCAGGAGAGGAUGCUGAGCGGAGCCGUUAAACGCCUUCGAUCAACCAACCAGCUCAAAGAGGGAAUGGAAAGAGUCAUCAUCGAUCAGUUGUAUCUAACCCACGGAGUGUUGAAGAAAGCCAGGGGAAACUUAGAGACAAAUUACUGCACCCUCUUUGGCCUGAAAGGCCCGUCUGGAGGACCAGACGAAGGAGGUCCCAGUCAAUGGCCAGUAGGGGGCACUGCAGACCUUCAACCUGAGCAGAUGAGCGGAAGACGACCUGCAGACAAAUGCUCGGAAUCCUCAGAGGAUCGCAACAGUGACGGCUCGUUACACUGCAGCUACUAAACCUGCUGUUUCAAAGCCCUGCACUGCUUUAAACAUUGUAGCUACCUAGUUCAUCGGGCCGUAUCCUGCCUUCCUGUCCUGCUGUAAAACUCUCAGCCUUUUUGUACUUUAAUUGCACAUUACCUGCCUAUAAUUUGAUUUAUUUUCGGUACUGAAGUUGUAAAAGUUUCUUUCUUUUAAAAGAAAAAGCCUUUGUAAAUAAUACUCACUGCAAGUUAAAAUAUUUUUCCCCUUUAUCAUUUUUUAUAAUGCAUAUAAGAACAUGAAAGUGUAUUUUAUUACUGACUCAUAAUUUUUACCUUUUUGUUUUAAAUCGGUCAGUUCAUGUAUAGGAUGGUUCAGUUGUUUGUUGAAUGGAUUAUGUGCAAAUGCAGUAAAGAAAAGAAUUUAAUGAAACCCAA